GCUUUGGCUCUGGUCAUGGCUGCCGCCGCAUUCAAACGAAGCGGUCGGUAGAAGAGGUAGCGGAAGGUGGCUGAACCAGUUGCCGAGUCACGUCCAGUUGAUUUGACGCUAAUGCGUCACUUUUUUCCACGACCCACUCUUCGCAGCUCGCUGAAAAAAGGGACGUCGCACUUUUCCGCCGCACUGCGGUCUCUGAUUUCCGCUGUGAAGCAAGAACAAUGAGCUCUUGUAAGAAGACUCCGAGUGAGCAACAACUCUAUGAGAAGCUCAAAUGCUCGGAGCUUUAUGGUUUUGCUGAUGCUGUCAAGGGUUCGCUUGCUACAAUCGGUGACAAUGUGGACCGGUGCAUUAGCUUCAUCAGGAGCUUCUUCAAGCAGGUCAUCAAGACACAGCUGGACAAAAGUGAAGGACAGCUUCCUCAUGAAUUGCUCAAAUCAAUUGAAGUCUGCCUUCAAACACUCGCAAAAAUCUUCAAGGGCGGAGACAGCAGCGAUCUGCCCAACAUCCUCUAUCACAUCUUCUAUUUGCUUGUUAAACAGGAAUGCUUGCCUCAAGCCUUGGCCACUGCUCAUAUAAUCCUGACCCUGACGCAGAGCCGGAGCUUGCACGACUCCCAAAUGCCCGUGAUAAUUUCCAACACCUACGUGGUAUUGUGGAACACCGCUUUGAGGCUAAGCGAGGACAACCCCGAAACCCUCCAGGAGACCCGAUACGAGCUGCUUCUCCUGGCCAUCCAGUUUCUCUGCUUCAAGGACGACUUCAGGGUCAUCUCUGAGAAAGUGUCCUACCUGGCCUCGUGGUGCACUUCGAAGCUGAAGAACGUCCAAAAGCUCUCCUUGGUGUACCAGACAGUUCUGCCCCUCGUCCACGAUGCCUUGCUGCGCCGUCUCGACCAGCGACGUUCUGGCGCCCCGUUUGUCGUCGACCUGAUCCUGGAAGAGUGCAAACUCUUCUCAAGGCUAGGCCAAAGAGUCAGCCCGCAAGCAGAGUGGAAGAAAGUGGCCAGUCCAUCCCUGUUUAGCGAGAAGAAACAGUUGUAUAACGACAUCUCUAUCCUCCUUGGCAUUGUUGACCGCGCGUACAGCCUGCACCACAGCGCUCUCACGGGUAGUCCCUGUCGUGCUGCCAAAAUCCCAGAUGCCGUUGACUGGCAGACCUGUCAGCCAGGCUCGGAACACUUCAGCUGUUGGUUGGCCGCAAUUGCGGCGGUGAAAACAAAGUUAUCCGAGCUGCAGUGCCUGAUCGAGACGCAGUCCCAAGCGCAAGUCUCUAGGGAGGUUGUGGCUGGGGUGCUGGAGUUUUCGCCUCUGAUCAGGGCUCAUCUGAUUCACCUGCACUCUGUUGACGUUGAAGGAAGCCAGGUUGCCACUGCUUUCAAGGUGCUCAGAUGUCUGCUGCUCUUUCAUCUCCACAUGGUUCAGGAGGCCAAAGACGACGAGCAACUGGCCGAGACCUUGGGGCGUGUGCUCGACUUGUGUCCCGACCUCCUGCAAGAGCUUGUGAACGACCACAUCGAGCAUGUCAAAGACGUUUCCAGCAUAGCGUCUAUAUUAUACUCCUUGGCAUUUAGCAGCUACCAGAGCAAGCUGAUCCAGUUCAUCAUUCCGCUUGGCAAGCUGAGUGUUAACUGGACUGCCCUUCACCUUAAGCAGUGCACCGACGGUGGCAUUGAAACUGAGAAGACAUUUUGGAAGAGGUGCGAGCUGCUCAUCUGGCAGUUUCGACAGGAGAGGCUGUACGAGGAAGCUCUGGAUUUGAUGGCCUGGAUACUGUCUUUAGUACCAGGCCUUAGAUCUCAUGUGGUGACUAGGUGGGUCAAGGUCAAGAAGGACAUAGUUAAUCCUGCACUGCUAAAGAGAAACCUUCAGUUUGAACUGCAACAGUCAGGCAUGUCUGUGCUCUCGAAUGAUGACCGGUUCGAGCUUCUUACGGCUGAACUCAACAUCUCUAUGAAAGAAGGGCUCCCUGCAGAGUGCUGCCUAGCGGUUCUUCUUGAGCUGCAGCAAUUGACAUCUAGAAUGGACGACCCCCUCAAGAGCUGCUAUGUCCAGACGGAGACCACUUACUUCCUGUCGCGAUUUUCACAUCUCGAGCUUUCCCUGAACAAUUCUUUUGAUGAGAGCUGUCAAAAGGGAAUCGGCAGUGCCAAGGAACUCCUGAAGACAGCCGGAGAGGAUGCUCCUGUGGCCCAGCUGUUGCUCGCAGCCAAUUAUUUCUGGCUGUACAUGAAGGACAUUGACACACUGCGCAACCUUGCUGCCAAAGAAGUGACGGAGGCUGCGGUGGACCCUUUGGAGGUGAAGUGCACGGACCCGAUCCUUAGCCAGGUUCUAGCGGAGGACAAGGACUACUCUUGUGACGUGACCCUCAACUACCGGCAUAUCAAUGUGGGCCACGAGCUGGCCUCUCAGGGGGUCCUGGACCAGGCGGUGGCCCUCUGGAGCUCUGCCCUGAACGGCUGCACCUCUGGCUGGAGUGCGCUGCUCAGGGACCUGGCCGAGGGAUGGUUCCUCGAACAGGUCAAGGUGGUUGCCGAGGUGUAUGCCUCCUCCUUCAGGGUUUCGGAAGAGAUCAAGGCUCUCACGCUUUGGUACAACGUGGUCAGGGACCUGAAACUGGGUCAUGAGAUUGUGCUGGCAGCUGCCAGCCUCAGCAACAGCCUGCUCAAGGUGGGCAUGGUAAAGGCUGCUUCGGAGGUGGUUCAGCAGAACCUCAGCACCCUGGAAACCCUGGAGGACAGCCUUUCCAAGCUGCGCUUCAUGCUUUCUCGCUCGAAAGUGCUCUACGCCAAGGCACAGUUCUCCGAGGGCUUCCGGCUGCUGGGUGAGGUGCUGCGGCACCCCCUGAUGCAGAAGAACACCAAGUCGUGCAUGCUGUUCAUGUCCGAGGUGAAGCAGCUGGCCUGCCGCUACAGCCUGCUGCCUGCAGCCAUCAGCGCUGCCUUCAGGGAAGAGCUGAGCGAUACGCCCAUCAGCCUGGCCCAGGAGGCACUCAGGAUGGCCCUGGCAGUCAUGCGACACAUCGGCGAGGAGGCCAUCGCUGAAUCUUGCGACCUGCACACCGUGUGGAUCCUGGAACGGGCGAUGCUGGACUCUGCAGCACUCCUGGGCCAGCUGUACAUCAGCAUUGGGGCAGCAAGGGAGGCCUACUCGUUCCUCAAGGAGUACCUGCACAAGGCCCAGGUGGUUGUCUCUGCCACAAGGUGUGCCCGGCUGAUCCUUCUCAUAGCCCACAUGGACCUGAUGUGCGAGAAACUACAGGAUGUCAAGCACAAGUUAACCGGAGUGGAGUUUAUGCUUCACCCGAACAACUUCAGCUUGCCCAAUCCACAUUCCAAGGAUCAUCCCGAAGACGGCGAAUCCACAGAGGAUCCUUCGGAGGGCAAGGACGGCUACCGCCUCAACACGGUGGCAAAGCCGAGCCUAUCCAUGGCCGUGAGACAGUUCCUAGCGAGGGAGUCCCGAACCAGCCCACAGCUCUCGGUCCCCAAGCUGGCCGAGAAGCACAGCCCCGACUGCUCGUGCCAGCUGUGCCAGUUCCUUUCGACCAAGCAGCUGUGGCUCGAGAGGGACCUGCUCAAGUGCCUGCUCUACCUGGCUGUUGGUGACGCAUCCGCCGCGGUCGACGGAUUCGAGUCUCUCCUCGCCUUUUUGGGUGCUCUCGGCAAGGACCUGGAGCGCGAAACUGCAGUCGCGGCGUCCUUCCUGAAGGGUCGCCUGGCAGAUUCCCUCUGCUGUACUGUGGACAAGAGUGCGGGGAGCUGGGGAGAGCUGCUCCUGUUGCAUGGCACCAUUCUGCUUCACCUGUCAGAGGCCCUUCAACUGAGGAAGAGCUAUGCAGCCUCGCUCGACAGGGUCGACGAAGCGCUAGAGCUGUUUGUCCGGCGUAGGUCCGGAGACAGGUCCUUCUGGAAGGUCUUCGCGAGCCUCAAGCACCAGAAGGUAAAGGUGCUCUUGUCGACGCUGCACCAGACAGCAGGUCGGUCGGGCAACCCGAGGCCGAACUCGCCGUGGAUCUCCAACGCAAGCGACUGCGCCAGAAGCCGUGAUACGUGCCGGAGCCCUGCGGCGUCCCCUCUGCGACAGCCAUCGAGGGACCGGGCGGCCUUGGAGGCGCCCAAUGCCCCCAAGGCCCGCAAGCUCUCCAAGAUGGACCGAUACCUGAGAAGUUUGAACCUGGAGGAGCUGCAGCAGGUGCGGCAGAAGCGACAGGAGAAUGAUGGCUUCCAUGUGUAUGACGAGGACUCCGAGAACCGAGGGGACAAGAAGGGCGGCGCCAAGCCUGCCACCCGGAGGGCCCCUGUGAGGAACGCCACAGCAAGGGGCAGCUGUAGCUCGAAGGAGGCCCCUGAAACUGCGAGGAUGCCCAAGAGAGGGGUGCGAGCUCGACGACAAGUCGCCAAGACAAGCUUGUCGACGCCCGCUGCGGAGGACGCAGCGCCACCGUCUGCCAGAUUCUCCCCGGAGCUGUCGCUGACGAGAGGACCGAGUGCCGCGCUCAACGUCAUCGAGGAGGAGGAGGCAAUCUGUGCGGUGGCCAGGUUGUCCAUUAACGAACUGGGCCCGGCCGACUCCGGAAGCCUGUCCUUCAUGCAGCAGGAGGUCCUGUUCUCUGAAGACCAGUUGCCUGCGUGUAAACCGGAAGUAGCAUCAUCGGAGAAGCUGAUGCAACUUCUUGACGAAGCAUUCCAGUUAAUUAUUCACUUCCCGCCGUGUCCAUUGUACUCUGAAAUGUGCAAGACCAUGUUGCACCUCUUUGACUUACAGAAGUGCCCCGGCGAGCAGGGAGGAGCUCUCUUCUGGUACCUGACCCAGACUGCAGCCGUGACCCUGCAGCAUGUGGGACUGAUCUGCCUCCACAAGAAGCUCAAGAAGCAAGCUGCCAUGGUUCAACAAGGACUGCAGAGGAUGCUCAGUGGGCCAGACCUGAACAAGGCAGAUGAUCUCAGCUUCAAACUGUAUUCUGAGUUCAAACCAGAAGAGCUGACCAAAGCGCUGGAUCUUCUGCCGAGUGAGUGGACAGUAGUGCAACUCGCAACAGCAGAUGCGGUUGUCAAAAGCACCAACGGGACAUUGUUGACACCGGACCUACUUGUGUGCCAGUACCGCAAAAACAAGGCCCCCAUUAUGGUGCACCUCAGUGGCUCUUCUGACCCUCAGUUUCACGUGAGCCUGUUCAAGCAGUUCAAGACCAUCCUGGACGAGAGUACUGCUACAAUGAAGAUGACCGAGCCUUCACUGUGGUGGUCUGUGCGGCGUGGACUGGACAAGCGCCUUAAGGAGCUUUUGAAGUCCAUUGAAGAGGUCUGGAUGGGCUGCUGGAAAGGUGUCUUCCAGGGGAAGAUUGCAGAUGCCACUGCCUACCAAGCCCUCAAGUCAAGCGUGACCACAGUUCUUGUGAAGGCUGCCAAGUACAAGCUGCACUGCUGCAAUAAGCGUCUGCUAGAGGCGGUGCUCGACUCUGACCUGACCGCCUACCAGCUGUCUGUUGCUGUGUGUCGUCUGUUUGGCAUUGCACACUCCCAUCCCGCCCACGACAGUCUGGUGCAGCUCAUGCAGCUGCGAGCGGUCAAGGACAACCCAGAGCGGCACCCGGUCAUUCUCAUACUUGACAAGGCCAUCCAAGCCCUGCCCUGGGAGAGUGUGCCCAUCCUGCAGAAGAACCCCGUGAGCCGGGUCCCGUCACUGGCCUACCUCCAGGCCCAGCUGUGGUACUACUCCCAGACUUUAGACAAUGUCUACAUUCGGGGGGCCGACACAUCUAAAACCUACUUCAUCCUGAACCCCAGCAACGAUAUCCCCAAGACCCAGGCCCAGUUCGAGAACGUCUUCAAAGGGCAGGGUUGGCCAGGCGUGAUUGGACAGCCCCCACAGAAGGAGGAGUUCCAAGCCGCCAUUGCUGGGAAGGAUGUGAUUUUGUACUGCGGCCACGGCUCCGGCCGCGAAUACCUGAGCGGGGACCUGAUUGAGCAGACGCUGUGCCGUGCAUGCCCCAUCCUCAUGGGCUGUGGGAGUGGGCGCCUCAAGGUGUCUGGCCCCAAGAUUGAGCCCUGGGGAGUGGUCCUGCAGUACUGGCUGGGCGGCAGUCCUUGCGUCGUUGCCAACUUGUGGGACGUGACCGACAGGGACAUUGAUCGGUUCACGGAGGGACUUCUGACGUCUUGGAUUCCCACGCUGGUGACAAAGACGCACGUUCCCGACAUCACCAAGGCUGUGCAAGUGGCCAGAAAAGCCUGCAAGCUGCAGUACCUCAUAGGGGCUGCUCCCGUCGUCUAUGGGAUCCCUGUACACAGCAUGGGUGCUCGACAGUCGUGAUGGACUUUUCUUCAUGCUUAUUGUUUGCCUUGUGCUUCUUACUUUUGUAGAAUAAAAAAGUGCUAUUGACUGAAGGG
Molecule: messenger RNA, 6391 nt
Organism: Ixodes scapularis (black-legged tick)
Lineage: Eukaryota; Metazoa; Arthropoda; Arachnida; Ixodida; Ixodidae
Gene: Sse
Product: separin
Exons: 25
Coding region: 219-6314 (2031 amino acids)
Biological process (GO): proteolysis; meiotic chromosome separation
Cellular component (GO): cytoplasm; mitotic spindle; nucleus
Molecular function (GO): cysteine-type endopeptidase activity
Source: RefSeq, a predicted model, not a curated record